Molecule: messenger RNA, 1389 nt
Organism: Psylliodes chrysocephalus
Lineage: Eukaryota; Metazoa; Arthropoda; Insecta; Coleoptera; Chrysomelidae
Source: the annotation of a GenBank genome assembly
CAUCCUUUAUCCAUUAAAUGAAUACUUAAAUCAAUCAAAAUACAUCUCGUUAAAGUAAUCUUAUUUCUUAAAUAUUCUCUCUCAGAAAAACAUUAAAAGGUGCUUAUUCUCUAAAUCCGCAUUAAACAGAUUUAGAACCCUAAUUAUCAGAUUUUAAAUGUCAUCAAAAAUAUAUAUAGAGGUAUACAAUAUAUUUAUUACUGGUUAUAUUAUUUUUGAACGUGAAGAGUGAAGAGUCAAAGAAAUUUAGUGAGUGAGUUAAAGAGUUCCGAGGAUUGAAUAUCUAAAAGAAACGGUUAUCAAUGUUAUCAAUAUUUGUAAUUCUGAUUGUCGUUCCUCAACUAUAUUCAACAAAUGUAGAAGACAGAUCACAAUGCAUUUGCGUCCCACAACACCUCUGUGCAGACAACGAUUAUGGAGAAGGAAACUUAGACAUUAGACUGGAUGAAAGCGAAUGCCAAAAUUAUUUCGACGUUUGCUGCGAAAAUCUAGUGAACAACUUCUCCCAACAAACGAAACAACUAGCAUUCAAAGGAUGCGGCCUAAAAAACCCCAUAGGAAUAUCUUCAAGGAUUACGUCAGAUUCUAAGCUAUCACAAUUCGGCGAACUUCCUUGGACCAUCGUUAUAAUGCAAAGGGAUGUAGAGAAGACAGAAAGGAAUAUGUAUAAAUGCGGUGGAAGUAUUAUUCAUCCACAAGUUAUCCUUACUGCUGCUCAUUGUGUAAUCGGAAUAGAUCCAAGCGUUUUAACAGUAAGAGCUGGUGAGUGGGAUACAAAAUCUCAAGAUGAACCGAUACCACAUCAAGAUUUACCUGUACGAGAAGUAUUAAUCCACCCAAACUUCCAUGGUGGUUCAUUAAGAAACGAUAUUGCAUUGCUGUUUCUAGGAGAAAUGAUUGAACUUAAAGAAAACAUUGGGAUUAUAUGUCUACCUCCUCAAGGUUCUAAACUCGAAAACUCCAUGUGCACGGCUGGGGGCUGGGGCAAAGACGCCUUCAGAAGAGGCAAACAUUCGUCUAUUUUAAAAAAAGUUGACUUACCUCUCGUGCCGAGAACCAAAUGCGUGGCGGCUUUGAAGAAAACCAGGCUCGGUGCAUUCUACAAGCUUCAUAGAAGUUUCAUAUGUGCCGGAGGUGAAGAAAAUAAAGAUACAUGUAAGGGUGAUGGUGGAAGUCCACUUGUGUGUCCCAUUCCUGGGUUACAGAACAAAUUCUUUCAGAUUGGGAUUGUAUCUUGGGGUAUUGGUUGUGGGGAAAAUGAAACGCCGGGGGUGUACGUGAAUGUCCCUCUAUUUACGAAUUGGAUUGACAAACAGUUGACUGCUAAAAAUUUAGAUAGUUCUAUGUACAAAUAUGGAAUAAUUUAGUGACAAUCUAUUAAAACAGUGC